This is a messenger RNA of Hippocampus zosterae (dwarf seahorse), 5151 nucleotides long. RefSeq names its product glutamyl aminopeptidase (gene enpep). Gene Ontology annotation, cellular component: cytoplasm. Gene Ontology annotation, biological process: peptide catabolic process; proteolysis. The transcript has 21 exons. Gene Ontology annotation, molecular function: zinc ion binding; peptide binding; metalloaminopeptidase activity. The record is from RefSeq and is a predicted model, not a curated record. NCBI's taxonomy places the organism in Eukaryota, Metazoa, Chordata, Actinopteri, Syngnathiformes, Syngnathidae. Bases 276 to 3158 code for a protein of 960 amino acids.
AAGCUACACACAUCGAGCGGAAGUUUAGCUUUUGACCAAAUGGCAGAUUGCUGAUUUACAAGAGGAGGUGUUUCUUCCUGCUACAAGGAAAGCGUCUUGCCACCGUGGGAUUCUUUCCCCUCACUUUUCUCUUCUCCACCCUUCGCGCCACAGAGGGCAGCCCGAGAUCAAUUUACAAUAACAUAGCAUACCUACUCUUAGAGUCACAACCUUGAGCUACAACUUCACUUUGGUACUUCCAUCCCAUUUAGGCUUCCGAACGUGGGAGACCCGUAAUGGUCGACAGCAUGAACUUGGAGCAGAAGAAGCGGCAGUACGGUAUCCGUGGCAAGCAUGUUCUCAUUAUUUGUGUCACGGUAGUAGUCUGCUCUUUGGCAGUGGGUCUAGGGGUGGGCCUCUCGAGGUCUGACACGACCACAACAACCACACAGUCGACACCAGCCCCUACAGCAGAGCCUACACAGACCCCUCAACCUGGUAGGGGGCCCUGUGAGCCUUCCACUGACAGGAGCGGUGAUUGGAAGAACUUUCGUCUGCCCGACUAUGUGAAACCGAUCCAUUACGACUUGCUACUGGAACCUGACCUUGUCGAUGAUACCUACACGGGCACCGUGGAUAUACAAGUGGAAGUCAGCAAGCCCACCCGCCAUCUGUGGCUCCAUAUCAGGGAGACGUUUGUCAGGAACAAGCCCAGGCUAAAGCUGCUGGACAGGCAGGGAGGACAGAAGCACGUGUCAGUCAAGAGUUGCUUUGAAUAUAAACCUCAGGAAUAUGUGGUGGUGGAAGCUACAGAGGAACUGCCUGUAACAGGCCCUCAGGAAGUGUAUGUGCUCAGUUUGGAUUUCCAAGGGUGGCUAAAUGGCUCCCUGGUGGGAUUUUACAGAGUCGUUUACACCGAAGCAGGCAUCAGCAAAAAGAUUGCUGCGACUGAUCAUGAGCCAACAGAUGCCCGAAAAUCGUUUCCGUGCUUUGAUGAACCAAACAAAAAGGCCACCUAUAAAAUCUCUAUCAUUCAUGACGAGACCUAUGACGCUCUGUCCAACAUGCCACAUGAGGGUGCCCCUGACCUUAUGUCUGGCAAUAAAAAGAGGACCUCAUUCCAGAAAUCCAUUCCAAUGAGCACCUAUUUAGUAUGUUUUGCUGUGCACCAAUUCGCUCAUGUGGAAAGAAUAUCUGCCCGAGGAAUUCCACUGAGAAUCUACACCCAGCCGAGCCAGAUAUCAACUGCAACAUACGCAGCAAACACAACCAAGAUCAUUUUUGAUUACUUUGAGGAAUACUUCAACAUGACGUACUCCAUCUCAAAACUAGACAAGAUAGCCAUCCCUGACUUUGGCACUGGUGCAAUGGAGAACUGGGGACUCAUCACCUACAGGGAGACCAAUUUGCUGUAUGAUGAGAAACAAUCCUCCUCCUACAAUAAGCAGAGAGUUGCAAGUGUCAUUGCCCAUGAGCUGGUCCACCAGUGGUUUGGGAAUAUUGUGACGAUGGAUUGGUGGGAUGAUCUGUGGCUCAACGAAGGCUUUGCCAGCUUCUUUGAGUACAUUGGCGUGGAGAAAGCAGAGCCCAACUGGCACAUGCGGGACAUAAUGAUCAUCAGUGAUGUGCUUCCUGUGAUGGUGAAUGACGCCCUCCUCUCAUCCCACCCCAUUAUUGUCAAUGUCUCGUCCCCCGCAGAAAUCACCUCUGUGUUUGAUGCCAUAUCAUACAGCAAGGGGGCAUCAAUUCUCAGGAUGCUUGAGGACUGGAUGGGUCGAGAUAAAUUCAGAGCUGGCUGUCAGAAAUAUUUAAAAGAUUACCACUUCAAGAACGCUAAAACCAACAAUUUUUGGGCGUCUUUGGCAGAAGUGAGUUCGUUACCAGUUAGUGAGGUCAUGGACACAUGGACAAAGCAGAUGGGUUAUCCAGUGGUGGAUUUGAAUGUCACAGAGGCGAAUGCCACAUUGAACCAAGCUCGUUUUCUCCUGGACCCGAAUGCUGAUGCCAACCAACCUCCCUCACCCCUUGGGUACAAGUGGACUAUACCUAUCAAGUGGCACUCCGUGAAGAGCAAUAAGAACAUGUCAGUCAUGUUUAACAGGAGUAGCACAGAGCUUGUUCUCAAAGACUACUUGCCUUCAGUGGAUGGCCUGCUGAAGAUUAACAAUGAUCAUAUCGGAUUCUACAGAGUCAACCAUGAUGCUCAGAUGUGGAACAUGAUUAGCCAACAGCUUCAAAACAACCACUUGCAGUUUAAUGCAGCUGAUCGCACAAGCUACAUUGACGAUGUGUUUGCUCUAUCAAGGGCAGACAUAAUAGAUUACGGCCAUGCCUUCAACCUUACCAUGUACCUAAAAAAUGAGACCAAGUACAUUGUGUGGGACCGGGUGGCCGCCUCUAUUGCCUAUGUUCGGGACAUGCUGUCAGGCAAUGCUGUGGUCUAUCCAAAAUUUCAGAAACUGUUCCGUGAUCAUGUAAAAGCAAUUUCAUCGACACUUGGCUGGAAUGAUGACGGAGCACAGACAAAGAGGUUACUGCGGGAGACAGUGCUCAGCAUUGCUUGUCAAAUGGGAGAUCAGGAGACAUUGAAUCAAGCGUCAGAAAUAUUUGACCAAUGGAUUAAUGGAAGCAUUAGCAACGUAGCAGUGAACCUGAGGUUGCUUGUAUAUCGUUAUGGCAUGAAGAACUCUGGCACUAAAGCAAAGUGGAACACUAUGUUUGAGAGGUACAAAAGCACCUUCUUGGCUCAGGAGAAGGACAAGAUACUCUAUGGGCUGGCAUCUGUACAGGAUAUAAAACUUCUUUGGAGGCUCCUCGAAGCCUCGAAAAAUAAAACGGUGGUGAGGAACCAGGAUCUGUUCACUCUGGUGAGAUAUGUGUCCUACAACCCACUGGGUCAGAGCAUGGCCUGGGACUGGACCACACUCAACUGGGAAUACCUGGUUAACAGAUACACUCUCAAUGAUAGGAACCUUGGUCGCCUUUUGAAUCAGCUCACAAGCAAGUACAACACAGAGCUGCAACUGUGGAAGAUGGAGCACUUCUUCAGUCUGAAUCCCAAUGCUGGUGCUGGGGAGAUGCCAAGGCAGCAGGCACUGGAAACUGUCAGAAAUAACAUUCAAUGGAUCCGGACGAAUGAGAACGAGAUCAGAGUGUGGCUAGAAAGGAAUGUCUUUUAACUAUGUAACACACUUCAUGGAAGUCAACAUAUUUUCAUUGUAUGAAAAUUUACUUCAGAAAAAUCCAGAUUACUUCAGCAAAUUUAGAAUAUGUAGUACGAUAUUGAAUUUGCAGGAGCUUUCGUUAUAGUUUUAAGAGGUGGCACAAAAACACACAAUAUCUUGCUUACCCAAUUUAGUGUCCAGUCAUGGACACUAGAUUGGCUUGGGGAGCACUAAUAUUGCCCUUCCUUUUCGAUUUAAACCAACAUUAAGCCCUGCAAAGUGAAGUCACAGAUCUUUUUUUCCUAAAUACAUUUGGGUACCGGUAAUUGCUCAAAACGGUUUCACUGAGAACUAUAUCAUAGAGAAAAUUGUGUCUAUUUACUGUAACAGUUUUUCACCAUUUCUUUUAAUGCUAAUUGCUGAUUGUGGCCAACUGUGAAACCUGGGAUGUCUUGGACUUAUCUUUGUGUGGUAAGCAAGUAAGCCCUAGCUGCAGAGCAAGGAAUGGCGGUGGACCUUAACAUUUGAUUCUAUCCAUACUCAAAUUGCAUGAGUCCAAAUGACCCAAAACAUGCUCCUCACAUGGUUCUGGGGGAAUGUUUUUUUUACAGUUACAACCAAAACAUGCACACCCCAUGAAAAUCCAAUAAUUCCUACAGGGAGGGCUUUUUUUUUUUUUUUUACCCUAGGUCAGACUCUGAGUUAUCCACAUAGAGCAGACAUGUAUGUGGAGAUAGGUCUUGUCAAACUGCAUCCAACGGUGUGUAAUUCAUUCCAGUGUGCCACUCCUACUCUGAGCCCUGACCCAAAAACCUGUCUGCGAUUCUCAAUGGCAGACACUCUGGGCGGAUUCUCAAACCUUGUCUUCUAUCAACUGACCCAAAUCCAAACACUAACCUCAAACACCCUCUGCUGGAAAAAUGUGGUACUGCACCCACCCCCUCAUUUCUAGAUGGAGAACAUGUUUUGACUUUUGAACCCAAUGGCCUGGACCAGCAGUGCCCAAGUACAGUCCUCAAGGGCCACUAUCCAGCCUGGCCUGGGUGUCUCCCUCCUCCAACACGCCUGAUUCAAAUGGUAAGUUCAACAGCAAUCUCUGAAAAACCUGACAACAAUCCUCAUUGAUUGAAUCAGGUAUGUUGGAAGAGGGAGACUUCUAAAAUACGCAGCAAAUGGGAUUUUGAGGACCUGACUUGGGCACGCCUGGCCGAAACAUUCGGAACCAACGUCGACUCACCCAUUUUCGUUUUUCCGUGACUUCAAGAACCUCAGUUCGACCAGAGUGAAUGGCAAAAUAGCAGUUUAGACCACUUCAUUCAAACACAUCACUCAAACAUUUAGCUCCACGAACCCCAAUAUGGGGACUGCAGUCAGGUUCACUUUCAGUCAGUUCUCACUGGCUAGAUUUACGCCCCUUUUUUGUGCCACUUAUCGCGCAAGCUUCCUCCGUCAGCAGUCAGACUACCUCACUUCAGCUUCCAUCCUAAUGGCUCCGGUGGACAACUCUGUGAUGCUGUGGGUGUCCUGCUCACACCCUUUCCUCAUGUACCAUGCUGUAGUUGAUCCUUCUCUACUUUUUCCCAUCGAUCUGUUGUGGCCGAUGUCCACCUCAAGUGUGUGCUCAUAUCUGAACACAAAUUUUGGUCACGGUGCUGCAUGUUCAUCCAUGCGACUCAGCUACGGAAUGCUUUCUCCCCCUCUGCGUCCACCAAGGCGCCCUCUGGGAACUUUUUUUUCAGUUCCGGUUAAGGGUUCACAGUGUUGAGAGUGGAGAUAAUAGUGUGAUUUUUUUUGUGCAUGAUUUUUAAGCCUUAUUUUACACUCUUUGGUAAUCAUUCAUAUUUGGUAGUGUUCGCAACAUUUUUCUUUGGUGUGUCAAAUUGACUUUUUUUCUUUAACAGGAUCUUUUACUUUCACACUUUUUUUUUACCUGUGCGAGUUAUGUGCAAUUACCGGUAUAUGCUUCUCAGAAAUUAAUGUCAUCAAAUAAACGUAACACAGUCUGACU